Molecule: messenger RNA, 12140 nt
Organism: Populus nigra (black poplar)
Lineage: Eukaryota; Viridiplantae; Streptophyta; Magnoliopsida; Malpighiales; Salicaceae
Exons: 35
Coding region: 256-11931 (3891 amino acids)
Biological process (GO): DNA repair; regulation of DNA-templated transcription
Cellular component (GO): nucleus; SAGA complex; NuA4 histone acetyltransferase complex
Molecular function (GO): protein binding; transcription coregulator activity
Source: RefSeq, a predicted model, not a curated record
CACCUCUAGUAAUAGACUAAUAGCAGUGCUUCUUCACCCUUCCCUUUCAGAGCCGAUAGAUACAAUCCCCCAAGUUUUCACUCUCAAAUUUAAAACCCUAAAUUUCUCUCACAGAAAUCAAUUUCUCUCUCUUUACACAACCAUAAAAUUAUACCAGAACCGAAGCGAGAGAGUUUAGCAGCAGUUCACCACCAUGGAACCCUAGAAAAACCCUAGAAAUUCAAAUUGAGAACAAAACUUAGGGUUUUUGACGCCAUGAGUCCAAUUCAGAAUUUCGAGCAGCAUUCUCGCCAUCUCGUGGAGCCUGACCUCCCGAUUCAAACGAGGCUACAGAUGGCUAUAGAGGUGCGGGAUAGUCUUGAGAUUGCGCACACGGCGGAGUAUUUGAAUUUUCUUAAAUGUUACUUCCCGGCAUCUUCUAUUAUUCUGUUACAAAUUACAAAACCGCAAUUUGUAGAUAAUUCUGAGCAUAAGUUACGAAAUAUUGUGGUGGAGAUUCUGAAUCGCUUACCGCAUAGUGAGGUUCUUCGGCCCUUUGUUCAGGAUCUUUUGAAAGUUGCAAUGCAAGUGCUUACUACCGAUAAUGAAGAAAAUGGGUUGAUAUGCAUUCGUAUUAUUUUUGAUCUUCUGAGGAAUUUUAGGCCAACAUUAGAAAAUGAGGUUCAGCCAUUUUUAGACUUUGUAUGUAAGAUUUACCAGAAUUUUAGAUUGACUGUUAGCCAUUUCUUUGAUAACACAAGUGCGGCUGUUGAGGAUGUUAAACCAAUGGAAAUUUCUACUUCUUCAGAUCAAGGGCUUUUGAGUACUGGACACAUUGGGAAUGGCCAGCUUAAUCCUAGUACUCGUUCAUUUAAGAUAGUUACUGAGAGUCCACUUGUGGUUAUGUUUCUGUUCCAAUUGUAUAGCCGUCUUGUACAAACUAAUAUUCCUCACUUAUUGCCAUUGAUGGUUGCUGCAAUAUCUGUCCCGGGCCCUGACAAAGUUCCUCCCCAUCUGAAAACUAACUUCAUUGAACUGAAGGGUGCACAGGUUAAGACAGUUUCUUUCUUAACCUACCUGUUGAAGAGUUUUGCUGACUAUAUUAGGCCACAUGAAGAAAGUAUAUGUAAAAGCAUUGUGAAUUUGCUUGUUACAUGCUCAGACUCUGUAGCCAUUAGAAAGGAACUGCUAGUUGCCUUAAAACAUGUUCUAGGGACAGAUUUCAAGAGGGGUUUAUUUCCUUUAAUUGACACACUUUUAGAAGAGCGAGUUCUAGUUGGGACUGGUCGGGCAUGCUAUGAAACUCUGAGGCCAUUGGCUUAUAGUCUACUUGCAGAGAUUGUUCAUCAUGUUCGGAGUGACCUUUCCUUAUCACAGCUGUCACGGAUUAUUUACCUGUUCUCAAGUAACAUGCAUGAUGCUUCAUUAUCUCUCAGCAUCCACACCACCUGUGCCCGGUUAAUGUUAAAUCUGGUAGAGCCAAUUUUUGAGAAAGGUGUGGACCAUUCAACCAUGGAUGAAGCUCGGAUUUUACUGGGGCGUAUUUUGGAUGCUUUUGUUGGCAAAUUCAGCACUUUUAAGCGCACCAUUCCGCAGCUGUUGGAGGAAGGGGAGGAUGGAAAGGAGCGUGCUACUUUGAGGUCAAAGCUUGAACUCCCUGUGCAGGCAGUUUUGAAUUUGCAAGUUCCGGUGGAACAUUCUAAGGAAGUCAGUGAUUGUAAGAAUUUGAUCAAGACCUUAGUUAUGGGAAUGAAGACUAUUAUAUGGAGCAUCACUCAUGCACAUUUGCCACGAUCACAGGUUUCUCCUUCCACGCAUGGAACACAUUCUCAAGUGCUUGUUUCACCGUCUUCUAGCUUACCGGCUCCCCAAGCAUUCAAAGGGAUGAGAGAAGAUGAGGUGUGGAAAGCCUCAGGUGUCCUGAAGAGUGGGGUGCAUUGUUUAGCUCUCUUUAAGGAGAAGGAUGAGGAGAGGGACAUGCUUAAUCUAUUUUCCCAAAUACUGUCCAUAAUGGAACCUCGAGAUCUUAUGGACAUGUUCUCAUUGUGCAUGCCUGAACUUUUUGAAUGCAUGAUUAGCAAUACUCAACUGGUUCACAUUUUUUCUUCGCUUUUGCAAUCUUCGAAAGUAUAUCGCCCAUUUGCAGAUGUCUUGGUGAACUUUCUUGUAUGCAGCAAACUUGAUGUUUUGAAGAACCCAGAUUCACCUGCAGCAAAACUGGUUCUGAAUCUCUUUCGGUUUAUAUUUGGUGCUGUCUCUAAAGCACCUGCAGAGUUUGAACGUAUUUUGCAGCCUCAUGUCCUUGUUAUAAUGGAAGUUUGCAUGAAGAAUGCUACUGAAGUUGAAAAACCUCUUGGUUAUAUGCAGCUUCUUCGAACAAUGUUUAGGGCUCUUGCUGGAUGUAAAUUUGAGCUUCUCCUCCGGGAUCUGAUUCCAAUGUUACAGCCCUGCCUGAAUAUGUUAUUGACAAUGCUAGAGGGUCCAACUGGUGAAGAUAUGAGGGACCUUUUACUUGAACUAUGCUUAACAAUGCCUGCACGCUUAAGCUCAUUGCUGCCGCACCUUCCACGUCUUAUGAGACCUCUUGUUUUGUGUCUGAAGGGAAGUGAUGACCUAGUGAGUUUAGGUUUAAGAACACUUGAAUUUUGGGUAGAUAGUUUAAAUCCUGAUUUCCUGGAACCCAGUAUGGCUAAUGUCAUGUCAGAGGUAAUUUUAUCCUUAUGGUCUCACCUGAGGCCUGCACCUUAUCCCUGGGGUGGAAAAGCUCUGCAACUCCUUGGCAAGUUAGGUGGCCGCAACAGACGUUUUCUUAAAGAGCCCCUUGCACUUGAAUGCAAAGAUAACCCAGAGCAUGGGCUUCGUCUUAUACUUACAUUUGAGCCUUCAACUCCGUUUUUGGUGCCUUUGGAUCGAUGCAUAAAUCUUGCAGUAGCAGCUGUCAUAAACAAAAACAGUGGCAUGGAUGCUUUCUACAGAAAACAGUCUUUGAAGUUCCUCCGUGUUUGCUUAUCAUCUCAGCUUAAUUUGCCUGGGAAUGUUUCUGAUGAGGGAUAUACAGCCAGACAGCUGUCAACCACCUUAGUUUCUGCAGUUGAUUCAUCCUGGCGUAGGUCCGAGACAUCAGAUAUAAAGGCUGAUUUAGGCGUGAAGACAAAAACCCAGCUUAUGGCUGAGAAAUCAGUUUUCAAGAUUCUGUUAAUGACCAUAAUUGCUUCCAGUGCUGAACCAGAUCUGCAUGACCCCAAAGAUGAUUUUGUUGUCAAUGUUUGCCGCCAUUUUGCUAUGAUAUUUCAUAUAGAUUAUAACUCAAAUAACCCUUCAAUUCCAAGUGCUCUUGGUGGGCCUAUGCUUUCAUCAAGUAGUAGUGUCAGUUCCAGGUCAAAGACUAGCACUAAUCUGAAAGAGUUGGACCCUUUGAUAUUCUUGGAUGCUUUGGUUGAUGUGCUAUCUGAUGACAAUAGGGUCCAUGCCAAAGCUGCUCUAGAUGCUUUAAAUAUCUUUGCUGAAACACUUCUCUUCCUUGCUCGCUCAAAAAAUGGUGAUGUGCUGAUGUCAAGAGCAGGCCCUGGUACACCUAUGAUUGUGUCUAGUCCAUCAAUGAAUCCUGUAUAUUCACCACCCCCAAGUGUUUGCAUCCCAGUUUUUGAGCAACUUCUUCCACGUCUUUUGCAUUGUUGCUAUGGAACGACAUGGCAAGCACAGAUGGGAGGUGUUAUGGGACUUGGUGCUUUGGUGGGAAAGGUAACUGUUGAGACUCUGUGCCACUUCCAAGUAAGAAUUGUGCGGGGUCUAGUCUAUGUACUCAAAAGACUUCCUCCCUAUGCAAGCAAAGAGCAGGAUGAGACUAGUCAAGUGCUUACACAGGUUCUUCGUGUGGUGAAUAAUGUUGAUGAAGCUAACAGUGAACCACGCAGGAAAAGUUUUCAAGGGGUAGUUGAUUUUCUUGCUUCAGAAUUGUUCAAUCCCAAUGCAUCUAUUAUUGUAAGAAAGAAUGUGCAAUCAUGUUUGGCACUAUUGGCUAGUAGGACUGGUAGUGAGGUAUCGGAGUUACUUGAGCCUCUGUAUCAGCCUUUGCUUCAGCCCCAUAUCACACGGCCACUCAGGUCAAAGACUGUUGAUCAACAGGUUGGGAUAGUUACAGCUCUGAAUUUUUGCCUGGCCUUGAGGCCGCCACUUCUCAAGUUGACUCAAGAGCUAGUUAACUUUCUGCAAGAAGCGUUGCAAAUAGCAGAGGCUGAUGAAAAUGUAUGGGCUGUGAAGUUUAUGAACCCCAAGUACACCUUGUCACUAAAUAAGCUUCGAACAGCUUGCAUUGAGCUACUCUGUACUGCUAUGGCAUGGGCUGAUUUCAAGACUCAAAAUCAUUCUGAAUUGCGUGCAAAGAUCAUUUCCAUGUUCUUCAAGUCCUUGACAUGUCGGACACCAGAAAUUGUUGCUGUUGCCAAGGAGGGGUUACGCCAGGUUAUUAACCAGCAAAGAAUGCCGAAAGAACUUCUGCAGAGCAGCCUCAGGCCUAUUCUAGUUAACUUGGCUCACACCAAGAAUCUUAGCAUGCCUCUUUUGCAAGGUCUGGCUCGCUUGCUUGAACUUUUGUCUAGCUGGUUUAAUGUCACCCUGGGUGGUAAGCUGUUGGAGCACCUUAAGAAAUGGAUGGAACCUGACAAGCUUUCCCAGAGUAUAAAGUCAUGGAAGGCUGGUGAAGAGCCGAAAAUUGCAGCAGCUAUCAUUGAGCUAUUCCACUUACUUCCCCAUGCUGCAUUGAAGUUUCUUGAUGAACUUGUGACCUUGACUAUUGAUUUGGAAGGGGCUCUUCCUCCUGGACUAGUAUACAGUGAAAUUAACAGUCCAUAUCGUCUACCUCUUACAAAAUUCUUAAAUCGAUAUGCAACACUAGCUGUUGAUUAUUUUCUAGCCCGAUUAAGUGAUCCAAAAUACUUCAGGCGGUUCAUGUACAUUUUGAGAUCAGAUGCUGGCCAACCAUUGAGAGACGAGCUGGCUAAAUCCCCCCAGAAAAUACUUGCAAGUGCCUUUCCUGAGUUUCUGCCAAAAUCAGACGUGGAGAUGACUUCUAGCUCUUCAACUCCACCUUCUGCUUUGUUGGGUGAAGAAAGUCUUGUUGCCCCUCCAGCUGACGGUGCAAAUUUACCAUCUAUCCCCACUGGUGCAACUUUGGAUGCUUAUUUUCAAGGUCUUGCACUUAUUAAAAUGCUGGUCAAAUUGAUACCGGGCUGGUUGCAUAGUAAUCAACUUGUGUUUGAUACGUUGGUACUAGUAUGGAAGUCACCCGCUAGAGUAUCCCGUUUGCACAAUGAACAGGAGUUAAACUUGGUGCAAGUUAAAGAAAGCAAAUGGCUUGUCAAAUGCUUCCUGAAUUACUUGCGUCAUGACAAAAAAGAAGUUAAUGUUCUCUUUGAUAUCCUCUCCAUCUUCUUAUUCCACAGUCGCAUUGACUACACUUUUUUGAAGGAGUUUUAUAUUAUUGAGGUCGCAGAAGGAUAUCCGCCAAACAUGAAGAGAGCGCUCCUCUUGCAUUUCUUGAACCUUUUCCAAUCAAAACAACUUGGUCAUGAUCAUUUGGUGGUUGUUAUGCAAAUGCUCAUUCUUCCGAUGCUUGCUCAUGCUUUCCAGAAUGGCCAAAGCUGGGAGGUUGUUGACCCUGGUAUUAUAAAAACCAUUGUUGACAAACUUCUUGAUCCACCAGAAGAGGUUUCUGCUGAAUAUGAUGAGCCUUUGAGGAUAGAACUCUUGCAGCUCGCCACUUUACUGCUAAAAUAUCUCCAAAACGACCUUGUUCAUCAUCGGAAAGAGCUCAUUAAAUUUGGCUGGAAUCAUCUCAAACGUGAGGACAGUGCUAGUAAGCAGUGGGCAUUUGUGAAUGUGUGCCAUUUCUUGGAAGCCUAUCAGGCCCCAGAAAAAAUUAUACUUCAGGUUUUUGUUGCGCUUCUCAGAACUUGCCAGCCGGAAAAUAAACUUCUGGUCAAGCAGGCUCUUGAUAUACUGAUGCCAGCUUUACCACGGAGGUUGCCUCUCGGCGAUUCUCGGAUGCCAAUUUGGAUACGAUACACAAAAAAAAUUUUGGUUGAGGAAGGUCAUUCGAUUCCCAAUCUGAUUCACAUUUUCCAGCUUAUUGUGCGUCAUUCAGAUCUCUUCUACAGCUGCAGAGCACAGUUUGUUCCCCAAAUGGUCAAUUCUCUCAGUCGGCUUGGACUGCCAUGCAACACAACAACAGAAAACAGGCGCCUUGCCAUAGAACUUGCUGGGUUGGUCGUUGGCUGGGAAAGGCAAAGGCAACAUGAAAUGAAAGUCAUGACUGAUAGUGAUGUCCCCAGUCAGUCUAAUGAUGGAUUUAACCCUGGGUAUGCUGGUACUGAUUCUAAGCGUGCUGUGGAUGGAUCUACCUUCCCUGAAGAUGCAAGUAAGAGAGUUAAAGUGGAACCUGGUCUUCAAUCCAUCUGUGUCAUGUCACCUGGUGUUGCCUCAUCAAUACCAAAUAUAGAAACCCCUGGACCUGGUGGCCAACCUGAUGAAGAAUUCAAGCCUAAUGCUGCUAUGGAAGAAAUGAUUAUCAAUUUUCUUAUAAGAGUUGCCUUGGUCAUAGAGCCCAAGGACAAGGAAGCUACUACUAUGUACAAACAAGCCUUGGAGCUACUUUCACAAGCUUUGGAGGUGUGGCCCAAUGCUAAUGUUAAGUUCAAUUACUUAGAAAAAUUGUUCAACAGCAUGCAACCAUCACAGUCAAAGGAUCCUUCUACAGCUCUUGCUCAGGGCUUGGAUGUAAUGAAUAAGGUCUUGGAGAAGCAACCUCAUUUGUUCAUUAGAAAUAACAUAAACCAGAUCUCUCAGAUUCUAGAACCCUGUUUCAAGCAGAAAAUGUUAGAUGCUGGAAAGUCAUUGUGCUCUCUGUUGAAGAUGGUUUUUGUUGCUUUUCCACCAGAUGUGGCCAGUACACCACCUGAUGUGAAGCUAUUGUAUCAGAAGGUCGAUGACUUGAUACAGAAGCACAUUGACUCUGUUACCUCUCCUCAGACAUUGGGUGAGGAUACAUCUGUUAGUUCGAUUUCCUUUGUACUGCUUGUCAUCAAAACCCUGACAGAGGUGGGGAAGUACAUUGAACCACCCAUAUUGGUUCGUAUCCUUCAACGACUAGCACGUGAUAUGGGAUCAUCAGCAGGUUCUCAUUUGAGACAAGGUCAGCGAACUGAUCCAGAUUCGGCAGUGUCUUCUUCUCGUCAAGGUGCUGAUCUCGGAGCAGUCAUCUGUAAUCUAAAAUCCGUGCUGAAGCUUAUUUGUGAAAAAGUGAUGGUUGUUCCUGAUUGCAAACGAUCUGUAACUCAAGUCUUGAAUGCCUUGCUUUCAGAGAAAGGCACCGAUUCUAGCGUGCUUCUUUGCAUUUUAGAUGUUAUAAAAGGGUGGAUUGAAGAUGAUUUCUGCAAACCAGGAAGAGUCACAUCAAGCGGUUUUAUCAGUCAUAAGGAAAUAGUCUCUUUUCUUCAAAAGCUGUCACAAGUUGAUAAGCAAAACUUCGGUCCUGAUGCUCAUGAAGAUUGGGACAGGAAAUAUCUUCAGCUUCUUUAUGGAAUUUGUGCUGAUUCAAAAUAUUUGGUGGCCCUACGCCAGGAUGUGUUUCAGAAGGUGGAAAGACAAUUCAUGCUUGGUUUACGAGCAAGAGAUCCUGACAUUAGGAAGAAAUUCUUUUUGCUUUAUCAUGAAUCUCUUGGGAAAUCAUUGUUUGCAAGACUGCAAUAUAUUAUCCAACUCCAGGACUGGGAAGCUUUAAGUGAUGUUUUCUGGCUCAAACAGGGUCUUGAUCUUCUUCUGGCAAUCUUAGUUGAGGACAAACCAAUCACUCUUGCCCCUAAUUCUGCCAGGGUUCAGCCAGUUGUGGUCUCAAGUUCCCUUCCGGAUAGUUCUGGGAUGCAGCAACUGGUUGCUGAUGUUCCAGAGGGUUCUGAGGAAGCUCCUCUCACUUUUGAUAGUCUUGUUCUUAAGCAUGCUCAGUUUCUGAAUGAGAUGAAUAAACUUCAGGUGGCUGAUCUGGUUAUUCCAUUAAGAGAACUGGCCCAUACAGAUGCAAAUGUCGCAUACCAUUUGUGGGGGCUGGUAUUUCCCAUUGUCUGGGUGACCCUGCACAAAGAAGAACAAGUUACAUUAGCUAAACCAAUGAUUACUCUCUUAUCAAAAGAUUAUCACAAGAAGCAGCAAGCCAGUAGACCAAAUGUGGUGCAAGCUCUCCUAGAAGGCCUUCAGUUGAGCCACCCACAACCUCGGAUGCCAAGUGAGCUUAUUAAGUACAUUGGAAAAACAUAUAAUGCAUGGCACAUAGCCUUGGCUUUGUUAGAAAGUCAUGUCAUGCUAUUCAUGAAUGAAACAAAGUGCUCUGAGUCUCUGGCUGAGCUUUAUCGUUUGCUCAAUGAAGAAGAUAUGAGAUGUGGGCUGUGGAAAAAGAGGUCAAUCACUGCAGAAACUAGAGCUGGACUUUCACUAGUUCAGCAUGGUUACUGGCAGCGUGCUCAAAGCCUCUUUUAUCAAGCCAUGGUUAAGGCAACACAAGGCACAUAUAAUAACACAGUACCUAAGGCUGAGAUGUGUCUCUGGGAAGAGCAGUGGCUUUACUGUGCAAGUCAAUUGAAUCAGUGGGAUGCAUUGGUUGACUUUGGUAAAAGUAUGGAGAAUUAUGAAAUUCUUCUUGAUAACCUCUGGAAAUUGCCUGAUUGGGCGUAUAUGAAGGAUCAUGUGAUCCCUAAGGCUCAAGUAGAAGAAACUCCAAAACUCCGUUUAAUUCAAGCCUUUUUUGCUCUUCAUGAUAGAAAUACAAAUGGUGUGGGUGAUGCAGAAAACAGUGUGGGAAAAGGAGUUGAUCUUGCUUUAGAACAGUGGUGGCAGUUGCCUGAAAUGUCUGUACAUUCCAGGAUUCCUCUUUUGCAGCAAUUCCAGCAGCUCAUUGAAGUUCAAGAAUCUGCUCGAAUUCUUGUGGACAUUGCAAAUGGAAACAAACUUUCUAGCACUUCUGUUGGUGUGCAUGGUAAUCUCUAUGCAGAUCUCAAGGACAUCCUUGAAACUUGGAGACUGAGAACCCCAAAUGAAUGGGAUAACAUGUCUGUUUGGUAUGAUCUGCUCCAGUGGCGUAAUGAAAUGUAUAAUUCUGUAAUCGAUGCAUUCAAGGAUUUUGUAACCACAAAUCCACAACUUUAUCACCUCGGAUUUCGUGACAAAGCGUGGAAUGUGAAUAAGCUUGCUCAUAUUGCUCGUAAGCAAGGCCUUAAUGAUGUUUGUGUAACAAUUCUUGAAAAGAUGUAUGGCCAUUCAACCAUGGAAGUGCAGGAAGCUUUUGUUAAGAUAAGAGAGCAGGCAAAGGCUUAUCUGGAGAUGAAGGGAGAGCUUACCAGUGGUCUCAAUUUGAUUAACAGCACAAAUCUGGAAUAUUUUCCUGUGAAACACAAAGCUGAGAUUUUUCGUCUUAGAGGGGAUUUUUUGUUGAAGCUUAAUGACUCUGAAGAUGCCAAUAUUGCAUAUUCAAAUGCUAUCAGCCUUUUCAAAAACUUGCCUAAAGGAUGGAUAAGCUGGGGGAAUUAUUGUGACACGGCUUAUCGAGAUACUCAAGAUGAAAUUUGGCUGGAAUAUGCUGUUAGCUGCUUUCUUCAAGGCAUCAAAUUUGGUGUUUCCAAUUCCAGAAGCCAUCUAGCUCGGGUGCUGUAUCUUCUCAGCUUUGAUACUCCCAGUGAAUCUGUGGGGAGAGCAUUUGAUAAAUACUUGGACCAAAUACCCCACUGGGUUUGGCUUUCGUGGAUUCCACAGCUAUUACUUUCUUUGCAGAGGACAGAGGCACCUCAUUGCAAACUUGUUCUACUGAAAAUUGCCACUGUGUUUCCACAGGCUUUGUAUUACUGGCUCCGCACAUAUUUGCUUGAGCGUCGUGAUGUUGCAAAUAAAUCUGAACUAGGUAGAUUGGCAAUGGCUCAGCAAAGAAUGCAGCAAAAUGCAUCUGGUGCUGGGGCUGCUUCUCUUGGAUUGACUGAUGGAAAUGCGAGAGUGCAGAGUCAUGGAGGCGGUGGUGCUUUAGCCACAGACAAUACUGUUCAUCAAGGCACUCAGUCUAGUGGUGUGAUUGGGUCUCAUGAUGGUGGAAACACUCAUGGACAUGAACCUGAAAGAUCCACAGCAGUUGAAAGCAGUGUGCAUGCGGGGAAUGAUCAAACUUUACAACAAAGUUCUUCGAUGAUCAGUGAAAGUGGUCAGAAUGCUGUGAGGCGUAAUGUUGCUUUGGGCUUUGUUGCUUCUGCUGCCAGUGCUUUUGAAGCUGCAAAGGAGAUAAUGGAGGCUCUUAGAAGCAAACACAGUAAUUUGGCUAGUGAACUUGAGAUUCUACUUACAGAAAUUGGUUCCCGGUUUGUGACUCUGCCAGAGGAGAGACUUCUUGCUGUGGUUAAUGCACUGCUCCACCGCUGCUACAAGUACCCAACUGCCACUACAGGAGAGGUUCCCCAAUCUCUCAAGAAAGAACUCUCUGGUGUUUGCAGGGCUUGCUUCUCUGUUGAUGCUGUGAACAAGCAUGUUGAUUUUGUGAGAGAUUACAAACAGGAUUUUGAGCGUGAUCUUGAUCCAGAAAGCAUAGCUACUUUCCCUGCCACUCUUUCCGAACUGACUGCUCGAUUGAAACAUUGGAAAAAUGUUCUACAGAGCAAUGUAGAGGACCGGUUUCCAACUGUCUUGAAACUUGAAGAGGAAAGCAGGGUUCUGCGUGACUUUCAUGUUGUUGAUGUAGAGGUUCCAGGACAGUAUUUUUGUGAUCAGGAAAUUGCACCAGACCACACAGUUAAGUUAGACAGGGUUGGAGCUGACAUUCCAAUUGUUCGAAGGCAUGGAAGCAGCUUCAGGCGUCUGACUCUUAUUGGUUCUGAUGGUUCUCAACGUCAUUUCAUUGUCCAGACAUCCUUGACCCCUAAUGCAAGAAGUGAUGAACGAAUACUGCAGCUUUUCCGUGUAAUGAACCAGAUGUUUGAUAAGCACAAAGAAUCAAGACGUCGUCAUAUAUGCAUUCACACUCCAAUCAUCAUUCCUGUUUGGUCCCAGGUCCGCAUGGUCGAAGAUGAUUUAAUGUAUAGCACUUUUCUUGAAGUGUAUGAGAACCAUUGUGCAAGGAAUGACCGAGAAGCAGAUCUCCCAAUCACCUACUUCAAGGAGCAACUAAACCAAGCUAUAUCUGGCCAAAUCUCUCCUGAAGCUGUUGUAGAUCUUCGCCUCCAAGCUUACAAUGAGAUAACUAAGAUUUAUGUGUCUGAUGGCAUCUUUUCCCAGUAUAUUUACAAGACUCUUCUGAGUGGCAAUCAUAUGUGGGCUUUUAAAAAGCAAUUUGCAAUCCAGUUAGCGCUUUCAAGUUUCAUGUCUUUCAUGCUGCAGAUCGGAGGAAGGUCUCCAAAUAAGAUACUAUUUGCUAAGAACACUGGCAAGAUUUUCCAGACAGAUUUUCACCCUGCAUAUGAUGCAAAUGGCAUGAUUGAGUUCAAUGAACCCGUUCCUUUUCGGCUAACAAGGAACAUGCAGGCAUUCUUCUCCCAUUUUGGAGUAGAAGGUCUUAUUGUGUCUGCCAUGUGUGCUGCAGCACAGGCUGUGGUUUCACCAAAACAAAGCAAACAUUUAUGGCAUCAAUUAGCCAUGUUUUUCCGUGAUGAACUUCUGUCUUGGUCUUGGAGACGACCACUUGGGUUGAAUCUGGGACCUGCUGCCAGUGGGAGUAGUAUGAACCCUGCUGAUUUCAAGCAUAAGGUCACUACCAACGUAGACAAUGUCAUCAACCGUAUCACUGGAAUUGCUCCACAGUAUCUCUCUGAAGAGGAGGAAAAUGCUGUGGACCCACCACAGUCGGUGCAGAGGGGUGUCACUGAGUUGGUAGAAGCUGCUUUGACACCAAGGAACUUGUGCAUGAUGGAUCCAACAUGGCAUCCCUGGUUUUAAGCCAUGAAUGGAGAGUAGCGAUUGAAUGUCAAUAGUGGUUUUCUAUUGUAAAUAAAGAUUAUUAUGUACAGCUGAAUCUGGAAAUUGCUGCUAGUUGUCAUUCAUUUUGAAGUCUAAAUAGUUAACGGUAGGCUUUAUAUAUGAAUGUCUAUUAAUUGAAUUAAGCAUUUGCAUCAUGAAAAUUCUACAAUCAGAUGGAAGAUUUUACA